This is a messenger RNA of Equus caballus (horse), 3289 nucleotides long. RefSeq names its product myosin IG (gene MYO1G). NCBI's taxonomy places the organism in Eukaryota, Metazoa, Chordata, Mammalia, Perissodactyla, Equidae. Gene Ontology annotation, molecular function: actin filament binding; microfilament motor activity; ATP binding. The record is from RefSeq and is a predicted model, not a curated record. Gene Ontology annotation, biological process: vesicle transport along actin filament; actin filament organization. Gene Ontology annotation, cellular component: myosin complex; microvillus; actin cytoskeleton.
GGGCAGGGAGGGCUGGGCCUGCUGGAGAGCACCCCUUCCCUCCGCCCCUCUGCAGAGGAAGGCAGGGGCAACCUGGCCUGGGUGCUGCCCGCGGCAGGAUGGAGGACGAGGAAGGCCCCGACUGCGGCAAAGCCGACUUUGUGCUUUUGGACCAAGUGACCAUGGAGGACUUCAUGGAGAACCUGAAGCUCAGGUUCGAGAAGGGCCGCAUCUACACCUACAUCGGGGAGGUGCUGGUGUCCGUGAACCCCUACCAGGAGCUGCCCUUGUACGGGCCCGAGGCCAUCGCCAGGUACCAAGGCCGUGAGCUCUACGAGCGGCCACCCCAUCUGUAUGCUGUGGCCAACGCCGCCUACAGGGCGAUGAAGCGCCGGUCCAGGGACACCUGCAUCGUUAUCUCAGGGGAGAGUGGGGCAGGAAAGACAGAAGCCAGCAAGCACAUCAUGCAGUACAUCGCUGCCGUCACCAACCCUAGCCAGAGGGCCGAGGUGGAGAGGGUCAAGGACGUGCUGCUAAAGUCCACCUGCGUGCUGGAGGCCUUCGGCAAUGCACGCACCAACCGCAACCACAACUCCAGCCGCUUCGGCAAGUACAUGGACAUCAACUUUGACUUCAAAGGAGACCCUGUCGGGGGACACAUCCACAGCUACCUGCUGGAGAAGUCUCGAGUCCUCAAACAGCACGUGGGUGAAAGGAACUUCCAUGCCUUCUACCAGUUGCUGCGGGGCAGUGAGGACGAGAUGCUGCGAGAACUGCACCUGCAGAGGAACCCUGCCCUGUAUAAUUUCACCCGCCAGGGAGCAGGGCUCAGUGCCUUGGAGACCGAUGAGAAGAGCCACCACCAGGCAGUGACAGAGGCCAUGCGGGUGAUCGGCUUCAGCCCUGAGGAGGUGGGCUCCGUGCACCGGAUCCUGGCCGCCAUACUACACUUGGGAAACAUCGAGUUUGUGGAGACUGAGGAGGAUACCCUGGAGCAGGGGAGCCUGGCCGUGACGGAGGAAGUGCUGGUGGACCACGUGGCUGAGCUGACAGCCACACCUCGGGAGCUGGUGCUACGCUGCCUUCUGGCUCGCACUGUGGCCUCGGGAGGCAGAGAAGUCAUUGAGAAGGGCCACACUGCGGCUGAGGCCAGCUAUGCCCGGGACGCCUGUGCUAAGGCAGUAUACCAGCGGCUAUUUGAGUGGGUGGUGGACCGGAUCAAUGGUGUCAUGGAACCCCGGGGCCGGGACCCCCGGCGUGACGGCAAGGACACAGUCAUCGGUGUGCUGGACAUCUAUGGCUUCGAGGUGUUCCCUGUCAACAGCUUCGAGCAGUUCUGCAUCAACUACUGCAAUGAGAAGCUGCAGCAGCUCUUCAUCCAGCUCAUCCUGAAGCAGGAGCAGGAGGAGUAUGAGCGGGAGGGCAUCACCUGGCAGAGCGUUGAGUACUUCAACAACGCCACCAUCGUGGAGCUGGUGGAGCGGCCCCACCGCGGCAUCCUGGCCGUGCUGGAUGAGGCCUGCAGCACCGCGGGCCCCAUCACUGACCGCAUCUUCCUGCAGACCCUGGACACACACCACCGCCACCACCCACACUACACCAGCCGCCAGCUCUGCCCCACAGACAAGACCAUGGAGUUUGGCCGAGACUUCCGGAUCAAGCACUAUGCGGGGGAUGUCACGUACUCGGUGGAGGGCUUCAUUGACAAGAACAGAGACUCCCUCUUCCAGGACUUCAAGCGGCUGCUGUACAACAGCACGGACCCCACCCUGAAGGCUAUGUGGCCGGACGGACAGCAGGACAUCACAGAGGUGACCAAGCGCCCCCUGACGGCCGGCACCCUCUUCAAGAACUCCAUGGUGGCCCUGGUGGAAAACCUGGCUUCCAAGGAGCCCUUCUACAUCCGCUGCAUCAAGCCCAAUGAGGACAAGGUGGCCGCGAGGCUGGACGAGGGCCACUGUCGCCACCAGGUCGCAUACCUGGGGCUGCUGGAGAAUGUGAGGGUCCGCAGGGCCGGCUUCGCCUCCCGCCAACCCUACCCUCGAUUCCUGCUCAGGUACAAGAUGACCUGUGAGUACACGUGGCCUAACCACCUGCUGGGCUCCGACAAAGCGGCCGUGGGCGCCCUCCUAGAGCAGCAUGGGCUGCAGGGGGACGUGGCCUUUGGCCACAGCAAGCUCUUCAUCCGCUCACCCCAGACGCUGGUCACGCUGGAGCAGGGCCGCGCGCGGCUCAUCCCCAUCAUCGUGCUGCUGCUGCAGAAGGCAUGGCGGGGCACACUGGCGAGGCGGCGCUGCCGGCGACUUCGGGCCAUCUACACCAUCAUGCGCUGGUUCCGGAGGCACAAGGUGCGUGCCCACCUGGCAGAGCUGCAGCGGCAAUUCCAGGCUGCAAGGCAGCCCCCACUCUAUGGCCGCGACCUCGUCUGGCCACCGCCCCCCGCUGUGCUGCAGCCUUUCCAGGACACCUGCCAUGCACUCUUUUGUAGGUGGCGGGCCCGGCAGCUGGUGAAGAACAUCCCCCCUUCAGACAUGGCCCAGAUCAAGGCCAAGGUGGCCGCCAUGGGGGCCCUGCAGGAGCUACGGCAGGACUGGGGCUGCCGGCGGGCCUGGGCCCGAGACUACUUGUCCUCUGCCACCGACAACCCCACAGCCUCAGGCCUGUUUGCUCAGCGACUGAAGAUACUUCGGGAGAAGGACGGCUUCGGGACGGUGCUCUUCUCCAGCCACGUCCGCAAGGUGAAUCGCUUCAACAAGAGGCGGGACCGGGCACUCCUGCUCACAGACCGGCAUCUCUACAAGCUGGAGCCGGCCCGGCAGUACCGGGUGAUGCGGGCCGUGCCCCUGGACACGGUGACCGGGCUGAGCGUGACCAGCGGGCGGGACCAGCUGGUGGUGCUGCACGCGCGGGGCCAGGACGACCUGGUGGUGUGUCUACACCGCUCCCAGCCGCCGCUGGACAACCGCGUCGGGGAGCUGGUGGGCGUGCUGGCCGCGCACUGCCAGGGGGAGGGACGUGCCCUGGAGGUCCGCGUGUCGGACUGCAUCCCCCUGAGCCAGCGCGGGGCCCGGCGCCUCGUGUCAGUGGAGCUCAGGCCGGAACAGCCAGAGCCGGAUUUCCGCUGCAGCCGCGGCACCUUCACUCUCCUGUGGCCGAGCAGCUGAGCCGGCCUGUCCUGUCUGGGUCUGUCCGCCUGCACUAGGGCCUCCGGCCUCCCCGAAGGGCGAAGGCCGAGGGCUCCUGCAUCCCUGCACACCCGCGCGGGGACGGCCAGCGCCCUGAGCAAUAAAGGAUGCUGUAUCUCUGCCCA